AUGUUGUCCACUAGCAUCCAAGCUGUUGUUGAGCAGUUCAAACAGGUAUUCUACUGCUUUAAGAGGUGGCGGUGGUCUUUUGUCACCUUGGCUGAGGCCCGUGUAACAGAGAACAGUUCUGUGAAGUGCGCUUUCACGUGUAUGGCAGCGAAAUUCCAGAGUAUCCGAUUUUUGAUGGCCGUUGAUCUGUUCACCAAGCUUCGCGAUUGGCUUACAAACGUUUCAUCCCAGUGGUCCGUCGCAUUUCCGAGUUAUGCAAAGGUUAAGUCCUGCAUUUUUACCGUAACCUUCAUUGCUUUUAUCUCAUUCUCAUUUCCGAGGGAUCGGUCAUGUCAUAAUCAUAUAUCAGCUGUAACACCCUUUCGGUGCUCAGCCGACAUGCCACCCGAAGGAAGCACGAGAGCUAGGAUACUGCUAGGUCGCCCAAGCCUAGACAGGGGAAGUCGAGAGGCAGAGGUCGGGUUCGAACCACGAACCUUCUGGUCAGUAAAUUGGCUUUCUAACCACUGA
Opisthorchis viverrini is the source of this 510-nucleotide messenger RNA. RefSeq lists its product as hypothetical. The record is from RefSeq and is a predicted model, not a curated record. Bases 1 to 510 code for a protein of 169 amino acids. The transcript has 2 exons. Lineage: Eukaryota; Metazoa; Platyhelminthes; Trematoda; Opisthorchiida; Opisthorchiidae.